UGGUGUCCGAGUUCUACCGGCUGCGAUUACGCGCCCUUGCUUUAGAAAAAAAAAAAAAAACACAGAAGGAAAACUUCAUAGAAAUGGCGGAGGGUGCUACGACUCUCAAGGGCUUGCGAGCCCAAAUGGCUGCAGCUGCACAAGCACAAGCCGAGGAAAGGCGCAGCUUGGCAGGAAACAGCCCAGGACCUACAGCUAACACACCAGCUAAACCUCAGGGGUGUAGGCCAGUCCUUGACGGUGCCACACUUAGAACAGACGACAGACUGCGAGUGGCAAAAGAGAGACGUGAGGAGGCAGAGAGACAACAGGCUUUGCGAGAAUCUCAGAUCAUGGAGCGGGACCGCAAGGCAAAGCUGCAAGUGGAGCGUCAGCUGGAAGAGCGUCAAAGAAGGUUGAGAACAGCGAAGGAAGGAAGAGCAAAAAGAUUGGCUGUGGAGCAGAAGAGGAAGCAGAAACAGGAAGAAGAAAAGGAACACUACGAGGCAGUGAUGAGGCGGACGUUGGAGCGCAGUCAGCAAGUUGACAGACAGAAAAGAUUGUCUUGGGGAGGACUGUCUACAGACUCAGAUGGACGAACAGGAGAUUCUGAUGCCAGUGCCUCAUCUCCAGUAACUAUAGUUAUCUCCUCUCCCUCAACCAGAAAAGCCACCAAGGAUUCAUCAAUGGACAAGCGUUCCACAUCCACCACGAACCUGAAACAGCCGUCUGAGGCUGGAAUCAGCAAACGCCCUAUCCUCCUCCUCUGCUGCCCUCAUCAGUCACCUGACAAACGUGUUAAGCCAAGGAGUUCAUCUUACCGGUUGCCUAGCAAUGGCAAUGCUGCUCAGGCCAGUAAGGAAGAUGGCAAAAAGCUUCAGGUGGAACAGACAGGUGCAAGUGAAGAAGAAAGAAGUUCCUCCCUUACACGAGUAAGUGUGGGCAGAGCACAGACCCCCGCAAAGGCUGAUAAGGACACGGAUGAUCAAGCUCGCAGGCCACCGGCCACUACUGUGGAUGGAGGGGUCCUUAGUCGCCUCCUCACCCCCACCCAGGCCUCACUAGCUAGGAGCAAGAGUGCCGCCGCCCUGUCCGCUGAAGGAACAGAUGCUCCAGAGUGUCACCUGUGUCCUCGCUCAGCCUCUGCCAGCCCAUUGCACCCAGCGCGUGGUCCUGUGCGCAGCCGCAGCAGUGACCGACAGAAGAGCGGCAUGACCACAUCUGUGUCAGCUGAUGGCGCCCUGGACCCUUCGAGAAAGAUAAGAAAGUUAACAUCACCUGCAGGGCAGCGUCCUGCCUCCCCGUCCACUACUCCAGGACGCCACCGUUCGCCGUCUCCCUCCCCCAGUCAAGUUCCGAAGAGGACUCCUUCACCAUCAGCAGCCAAGCAAAGCCCUAAGAUGCGCCCACCCUCACCAGGCGCAAUGAAACAGCGGCCCCCAUCUCCCCAGCCUGCAUCAACCAAGCCCCCACCCAUCCAGAAGCCUCUCGCUCCAGCAGGACCCCCAACCUUGCGAAAGAGGAACUCUAAGUCCAAAGAUCUGUGUCCUGUUCAAGCUGUGGCUCCACAGUCCUCUGAUUCCAGCAAGACCAAAGAGAAAGAUGACUCAAAGGCUACGACAGCUAACUCAGCUGCUGAGGCUGCCAAGAGCCCUGGCAGAAAAACCGCAGGAAUAGAGACGAGAGAGAGGAGAAAGCGACGAAGAGAAGAGAGAGAAGAGAAGCUUAGGCUACAGAAGGAGGAAGAGGAGAGGUUGAGAAAAGAAGAAGAGAAGCGUUUAGCAGAGGAGGCUCGACUGAAACGUCUGGAAGAGGAGAAGAAGCUCGCAGAGGAGAGAAAACUUAGGGAAGAAGAAGAAGCUCGUCUAGCAGAGGAGGAACGGAUUAGACUGGCAGAGGAGGAAGCACAAAGACAGGUUGAGCUCCAGAAGGAACGCGAAGAGGCUGAGGCCAAGGCCCAGGAAGAGGCAGAAAGAGUACGUCAGGAGAGAGACCGCAUUAUGCAACAGAACCAGCAAGAACGUAUGGAGAGGAAGAAGAGAAUUGAAGAAAUAAUGAAGAGAACUAGGAAAGGAGACCAAAAUGACUUAAAGAGAGAUGACGAUAAUGAAAGUACACAGGAGAAUGGAGAUGAGGAAAUGGACCAGAUAAACUGUGAAACUAAAAGUACUGAUGAUGACAAAGAUGAGUGUGAUCUGUCUUCUGGUGAGCCUGCAGUACAGCAAGAAGAGCCCCUGGGCCACAUGAAUGAAAAAUCAGAGACAGACAACAAGGAGCAUAACAAUGGCACAAGCACAGAUGAGACUCAAGCAGAAAGUCCAGUACCUAAGGACCGCCUUGUUGAGGGUUCUGAGUUCCAGAAUGAGGAGGACUCCACCAAGGUGGAGUUGGUCUCCACGGUCAACGGAAAGUCCAACCAGUGGAGCUUUGAGGAACUCAUUGACCUCAAUGUCCACUCCAAGUCUCGACCCCUCAUUGAGACGGAGGACUGUAACCAGGUUUUGAUCAGCUGUGACGGGAGCUCAGAUGGAACCAGGGUAGCCUUCGAAGACAAUGGAACCCCCAUCAGCACCCUGCAUUCCUCCAGUCAACCUAUAGAAGCCCUGUCAGAUAUUUGAUGUCUGCAGCAUCACUGAGCAGCCUCCUACUGUUGCACUCCUGAAGUUCCUGUCCAGCUGAGUUCUUAAACAGUCUCUCAAUUCCAAGCAGCUUUCUCCUCCUUUUCCAGGGGGAGGAGCAUAAGGUGAAGUGGAAAGUCCACCCAAGUGCUAUGUUUGCACCCUACACGAUGAGGAAACAUGUGUAAUAAAAGUAUAUAUUAAUAAAUGUUGUGCUUCAGGGAAAUGCCGCCUAUUCCUUCCACAUGCUUAUCCAGGUCUGUUUCCUCUUCCUCUUGUGUUUUAGUUCUUCUCCAGAUUUUUUUUUCCCUCAAUUUUGUGUCCAAUUUUGGUGAUUUUUUUUUUUUUUUUUUUCUUUUCUAUAAAGAGUUUGUUUUUGUCAGGGGUGCAUUUUUAUAAUUUAUUAAUUCUGGCUUCUUUGUUAUUGUAAUUAUUGUUAUAAAAUGUUUAGUCUUUUUUUUUUUCUUCUCUUAUGAGAAUAUUCCAGGACACAUGCACAAUAGAUUUUGUGAAUUAUUGUUCAUUAAUGGAAGAAAUUGUUGUACAUUGACUUUUUGGUGGGUUUGAGUUGAGAUGGCAUUGUAGGUUUUGCAUCUAAAUUUAUUGACCGUCUACUUUUUGCAGCAACCUGCAACAGGCCUUACAAUGCCACAAUGAAUUCAUGCACCA
Molecule: messenger RNA, 3266 nt
Organism: Archocentrus centrarchus (flier cichlid)
Lineage: Eukaryota; Metazoa; Chordata; Actinopteri; Cichliformes; Cichlidae
Gene: map7d3
Product: MAP7 domain containing 3
Biological process (GO): microtubule cytoskeleton organization
Cellular component (GO): microtubule cytoskeleton
Source: RefSeq, a predicted model, not a curated record